CAGAUCCGUAAGUCACUGUGGCGCAGUUUAUCAUCACACAGUGGAUAAAAUAUAAAAUGGAGAGUUAAUUUUUGGAUUCUCAUGCAUCUGAUAGCAGCAUUAUUAAUUGACUGACUUGACUGCAAAUGGGAAAACUUGCUGGACCACUUAACCCAACCUGUAUCAAGGAUGCCUUUGCAAGUUCAACGUUGUAUUUGAGUGAGCAAAACAAGCAUGGCUGGGAGAGUGGAAAAGGUAUCCAAGUACGAAACGCUGAAGCUUUUAGAAAAGUGCCGAAAGGAAAGAGACGACGCUUUGCACCGUGAGAACGCGAUGAGGGAGAAACUGAGACAAUACGAGUCGAGAAUGAGAUCGACCGAAGCGCUCAAACAGAAACUGAAGCAACAAACUCUGGACAACAAGGAGCUUCGGAAGCACGCGAAGACUCUGCGGGCUGAAAUUGGGUUGGAGUCGAGUCCGAAAUUUUUCGGUAAAACUACCAAGGAUAUAAUAAACGAUCUGCACGAGAAGGAGCGUGAGUGUAGUUCGCUCGUUGAAAAGGCUGGGAAGUUAAGUUUGACUAUUGAUGAACUGACGUCUGAACUGGCCAACACGGUGACUUCAAAGACACUCCUGGAAGACCAAGUACAGUCGCUGCAACAAAACUUGAAAGAUAUGACAAAUAAUCAGCGACGUCUGUUGAAGUUAUGGGAGGAUAAGAAGGCUCAACGUGAACAGCUGUCAUUGCCUGCGAUACCUAAGAGACCCGGACAAAAGCCGGUGGUGCAUAAAGGCGUCCAGACUGACAUGUCUAUAAAUUCGACUCAGAUAUUACCAACAAAUGCGUUUGAGACCAAGACGCGUCGCGAUUCGGAUAAAAGUAGAACCAGCUUUGAGAGACGCAGCAUCACGUUAACAAACGGCACUCAUCGAGAGAAAAAUGCUUUGAUUCAGAAUGAGUCGAAAGGAAUAUACAACUGAGAAUUAUUACAUGAAACA
Molecule: messenger RNA, 978 nt
Organism: Triplophysa dalaica
Lineage: Eukaryota; Metazoa; Chordata; Actinopteri; Cypriniformes; Nemacheilidae
Exons: 1
Coding region: 214-960 (248 amino acids)
Source: RefSeq, a predicted model, not a curated record